GAGAGGCGGCGCCCGGCCAAGAUGGCGGCCUACCUGCAGUGGCGGCGCUUCGUCUUCUUCGACAAGGAGCUGGUGAAGGAGGCGGCCGCGGCCGAUGGGGCCUCCGGACCCGCCAAGCCCUUCGCCCUCCCCCCGGGCAUCACAGUCUGCGACUCGGGCCGGGGCAGUCUGGUCUUCGGGGAUAUGGAGGGGCAGAUCUGGUUUCUGCCCCGCUCCCUGCAGCUCAGCUGCUUCCAGGCCUACAAGCUGCGGGUGACCCACCUCUACCAGCUGAAGCAGCAUAACAUCCUGGCGUCCGUUGGGGAGGACGAGGAGGGCAUCAACCCCCUGGUGAAAGUCUGGAACCUGGAGAAACGAGACGGGGGGAACCCCCUUUGCACCCGGAUCCUUCCCGCCAUCCCGGGGAACAAGCCGACCGUGGUGUCCUGCCUCACCGUCCACGAGAACCUCAACUUCAUGGCCAUCGGCUUCACGGACGGCAGCGUCACGCUCACCAAAGGGGACAUCACCCGGGACCGGCACAGCAAGACCCAGGUCCUGCACGAGGGCGGCUACCCGGUCACCGGCCUGGCCUUCCGGCAGGCGGGCAAGGCCACGCACCUCUUUGUGGUCACCACGGAGAACGUCCAGUCGUACCCACUGUCCGGCAAGGACUACCCGCGGCUGGAGCUGGACACCCACGGCUGCGGCCUGCGCUGCUCGGCCCUCAGCGACCCCUCCCAGGACCUGCAGUUCAUCGUGGCCGGCGACGAGUGCGUCUACCUCUACCAGCCCGACGAGCGGGGCCCCUGCUUCGCCUUCGACGGCCACAAGCUCAUCGCCCACUGGUUCCGCGGCUGCCUGGUCGUCGUCUCCCGCGACCGCAAGGCCUCGCCCAAGUCGGAGUUCGGCGGCAGCGACCCGCGGGGCUCGGAGAAGCAGAUCCUCAACGUCUACGACCUGUGCAACAAGUUCAUCGCCUACAGCGCCGUCUUCGAGGACGUGGUGGACGUCCUGGCCGAGUGGGGCUCGCUCUACGUGCUGACGCGGGACGGGCGGGUCCACGCGCUGCAGGAGAAGGACACGCGGACCAAGCUGGAGAUGCUGUUCAAGAAGAAUCUGUUCGAGAUGGCCAUCAACCUGGCCAAGAGCCAACACCUGGACAGCGACGGGCUGGCCCAGAUCUUCAUGCAGUACGGGGACCACCUCUACAGCAAGGGCAACCACGACGGGGCCAUCCAGCAGUACAUCCGCACCAUCGGGAAACUGGAACCGUCCUACGUGAUCCGGAAGUUUCUGGACGCCCAGCGCAUCCACAACCUGACGGCCUACCUGCAGACGCUGCACCGGCAGUCCCUGGCCAACGCCGACCACACCACCCUGCUGCUCAACUGCUACACCAAGCUCAAGGACAGCGCCAGGCUGGAGGAGUUCAUCAAGACGAAGAGCGAGAGCGAGGUGCACUUCGACGUGGAGACGGCCAUCAGGGUUCUGCGGCAGGCCGGCUACCACUCCCACGCCCUCUACCUGGCGGAGAACCACGCCCACCACGAGUGGUACCUCAAGAUCCAGCUGGAGGACAUCGAGAACUACCAGGGGGCUCUGAGCUACAUCGGCCAGCUGCCCUUCGAGCAGGCGGAGAGCAACAUGAAGCGCUACGGCAAGAUCCUCAUGGUCCACGUGCCCGAGCAGACCACCCAGCUGCUCAAGGGGCUCUGCACCGACUACCGGCCCGGCCGCCCCGGCCCCGCCGGCCCCGCCGACGCGGACGUCCCCGGCUGCAGGGCCAACUCGGAGGAGUUCAUCCCCAUCUUCGCCAACAACCCGCGGGAGCUGAAGGCCUUCCUGGAGCACAUGGGCGAGGUGCAGCCCGACUCCCCCCAGGGCAUCUACGACACGCUGCUGGAGCUGCGCCUGCAGAACUGGGCCCACGAGAAGGACCCGCAGGUCAAGGCGAGGCUGCACGCGGAGGCCGUCUCCCUCCUCGAGAGCGGCCGCUUCGCCGCCGUGUUCGACAAGGCCCUGGUGCUCUGCCAGAUGCACGACUUCCAGGACGGCGUCCUCUACCUCUACGAGCAGGGCGAGCUGUUCCAGCAGAUCCUGCAUUACCACAUGCAGCACGAGCAGUACGCGCAGGUGAUGGGGGUCUGCCGGCGGCACGGGGAGCGGGAGGGCUGCCUGUGGGAGCAGGCCCUCAGCUACUUCGCCCGCAAGGAGGAGGACUGCAAGGACUACAUCGCCGCCGUGCUCAAGCACAUCGACAGCAAGAACCUCAUGCCCCCGCUCCUGGUGGUGCAGACCCUGGCCCACAACUCGACCGCCACGCUGUCCGUCAUCAAGGACUACCUGGUGCAGAAGCUGCAGAAGCAGAGCCAGCAGAUCCGGCGGGACGAACUGCACGUCCGCAAGUACCAGGAGGAGACCACGCGCCUCCGCCGGGAGAUCCACGACCUCAAGACCAGCCCCAAGAUCUUUCAGAAGACCAAGUGCAGCAUCUGCAACGGCGGCCUGGAGCUGCCUUCCGUCCACUUCCUCUGCGGCCACUCCUUCCACCAGCACUGCUUCGAAAGCUACUCGGAGAGCGACGCCGACUGCCCCACCUGCCUGCCGGACAACCGCAAGGUCACGGAUAUGAUCCGGGCCCAGGAGCAGAAGCGGGACCUCCACGACCAGUUCCAGCACCAGCUCAAGUGCUCCAACGACAGCUUCUCGGUCAUCGCCGACUACUUCGGCCGCGGCGUCUUCAACAAGCUCACCCUGCUGACCGACCCGCCCGGGGGCAGGACGGCAGGCGGCCCGGAGGCCGGCCUUCAGCGAGAUCUGCUCCUGCAGGGCAAGCGGGGCAACUAGGGCCCGAGCCAGCCGGGCGGCGGCGGGGCGGGGGGAGGUGGGGAAAAGCACGCGAGCGUGUGGAGAGAAUGGGUC
Ornithorhynchus anatinus (platypus) is the source of this 2904-nucleotide messenger RNA. RefSeq names its product VPS11 core subunit of CORVET and HOPS complexes (gene VPS11). The coding region runs from base 22 to 2829 and encodes 935 amino acids. Gene Ontology annotation, cellular component: HOPS complex; endosome. The record is from RefSeq and is a predicted model, not a curated record. Gene Ontology annotation, molecular function: protein binding; protein-macromolecule adaptor activity. The transcript has 16 exons. Lineage: Eukaryota; Metazoa; Chordata; Mammalia; Monotremata; Ornithorhynchidae. Gene Ontology annotation, biological process: endosome organization; vacuole organization; organelle fusion.